Pygocentrus nattereri (red-bellied piranha) is the source of this 2758-nucleotide messenger RNA. RefSeq names its product atonal bHLH transcription factor 8 (gene atoh8). NCBI's taxonomy places the organism in Eukaryota, Metazoa, Chordata, Actinopteri, Characiformes, Serrasalmidae. The record is from RefSeq and is a predicted model, not a curated record. The transcript is spliced from 3 exons. Gene Ontology annotation, molecular function: DNA-binding transcription factor activity; protein dimerization activity. The coding region runs from base 313 to 1158 and encodes 281 amino acids.
ACAUCGCUGUCUCGUCGAGGAAUCCCCCGAAGCCUAAUUUUAUUUUGGGCGGCCUCUUCCUGCAGGCGUACUGACAGUCUCACCAACAGGGGCUCCUAUGUAGCAGAGCCUAGAAAAUGCAGAUGAACGAUCGAGUACACAAAUAUGCUGGCAAUGCCUCCUUGACUUCAGAAGGUUCUCAGAGACCACAGGAACAACAGCCUGCUCUUGCUACAACGCCAGUUUCUUUAUAGCAGACGCCGGCGCUGUAUAGCGAUCAUCAGUGACAGUUUAAGAAAUUGAACAGUUUCUUGUUAGAAGCAGGCGUCGGAAAUGAAGAACCCUCAUGUAAUCGUGGAUCAGUGCAGUCCAACAGAUGGAAAUAAGAAGUUUAAACGAAAAGUUCGGGGUCCUUUUAAACGUGCCUUUGCGGAAAAGGACAAACAUGAUUCUAAAAAACUCGUCGAUGCAAUGGGACUUCUUGUGGAUGAAGUUUAUGGAAAUAUUUGCGAAAAAGGGCUCCAACACUUUGCUCCAGCCGGAUCGAAUGGAGAGCACAUGCAACAGCCCGGUAUUUUAAAUACUGCUCUUGAUAUGAAAAUGUAUAGCUUGCCUUUAAUAACUGGGAAUAUGACUGAAACACAACCUGGGUCGCUUUCCGAGGCAGCAGCUGAGCACAACAAAACAUCGCCACCGGAUACAGUCUUUGAGAGUCAGCAGGCGUUUCCAAAAGAUUAUGCUCCGCAGACGCGUAUUGUGUUGUGCAAACGUUCUGAAAGGUCUCUGUCUUCAACCUCUCGGGCGUCCUACACCAACAACAACGCUGAGCCUAUAGACUCGUCUAGGAAACGACUGGUAGAGCCGCCUGGCGUCGUCACAGAGAUCAAAGCAAUUCAGCAGACCCGAAGACUGCUGGCGAAUGCUAGGGAGAGGACCCGGGUGCAUACUAUCAGUGCCGCUUUUGAGGCACUGCGAAAACAGGUGCCCUGCUAUUCCUAUGGACAGAAGCUCUCCAAGCUAGCUAUAUUAAGAAUUGCUUGCAACUAUAUCCUUUCCCUGGCUCAACUUGCAGACCUGGACUACACACCAGACCACAGCAACAUGAGCUUCAGAGAGUGUGUGGAGCAGUGCACCAGAACCCUGCAAGCAGAGGGUCGCUCCAAGAAGAGAAAGGAAUAAAAUGAAGACUUUGGAGAAUUUUUCCACAGUAGGAUCGUGACAAGCCUUAUUCUACAUGUACACUUGGAGCUCUAUGCUUGAAAUGACUCAAUAUAAAUACAAUGAUUGCAUUUUUAUACUAGAUUUUAAAUAAAUUAGUGUAGUAGGUUACACAGACAUGGUUCAUGACUAAUAAAAUAUUCCAGUUAACAUGCAGACUCUCGUUGAGCCAGAAUACAUGCACCACAAACAUAUGCAACUUAAAAGAACACACCAUAUCAUCUUUGUAAUUGUUUAGACCUAAGACUAUAGAUGAUUACAGAACUGUAAACUGUAAAUUACAAAACCCAUGAUAUAUGUCUUGAUUUCAUUUUGCAUUGUAACUUUUUUCUCAACAUAUUUUAGCCAUAUCUUAAUAUCGUAUGCAUAUGACAUGUUUAUAAAUUAUUAAUGUAUGUAAUUGUUUAAUGGUUCAAGAAUGCUUGUGUCAGCCUCAAUUUGUUUUGUGGCAUCGCAAAUGUGGAACAUUGUCCAUUGAUUUCGUAUUUAGUUUUUUUUUUUUUUUAAAAAGAUCCCAGAAAUAUGUCAGCAUAUUUUGGACUCUUAGAAAUUAUUUCCCCUUGUCGUCAAUAGGCAUAAGUGUUUUGACAGUCAACAUUGUUAUUUUGCACAAGAACUUUAUAUGAAAAACAUUUGUGUUUUUUUGAAUUACAACAGUUCCACCAACUUUAGGGUGGUUUUGUAAACUUUUAUUGCUGCCAUUUGCUGUUUGGAUGUGUUUGCUUGAAUGGCAAAACUAUAAAGUAAAGUACUGUUCUUGGGUUAUGUUCAGUUUUAUUUAAAAUUCCAGCCAUCUUCUUCAGGAAGUUUCCAGCUCUGCUCUUGCUUGUUUGGCACAGCAUUAAACAAAAGAGGCAAUUCCAGAGAAGUAGCAGUGCACUACUGCUGUUCAUUAUUGGACGAACACGUUUAUCAGUAAACUAGUGUGCCUUUAUUACAGAACAUUAUCAUGAUAAUUGUCUUUUUAUAACAGUUUACAAUAUUAUCACAAUAUUGCAUAGAAAAAUAUUUUUAUUAUUAUAAAGAUACAUUCUGAUGUCAUGUUUUAAAUUAGGAGUAUAUGUGUGCAAUAUUUACAAUGCAACAAUCAAAUCAAAAAUAAACAUUAAAAGCUGUCCACAUAUGAUGCUUACUGUGUUAUCAUACAAGACUUUUAAGAGUCAGAACUGGAGGUAAGAACCCUUGUAACAGAUUUUAUGAUCUUUAUAUGUUCCAGGUUUACAGUGAAUCAUUUACUUAAUGUUCCAUCUUAAUGCUGCACUGCUGGAUUGGUCUGUUAGCUCAUUAGAAAUCUGUCAAACUGCUUGUUUGCUUUCAUGUCCUGUUCUUAGGGUGUCCUGUUCUUCUUCAGUUACACAUAGUUUGUGACUGUAUUCGUGAGACUGAGUAUUUCUUCUUCUCUAAGCUGGGUGGGAUGUGACCCAUAUGGAAAAGAUGUUCCAAAUGUAUUGGUCAAAUACAUUUUUGUAGUGUAUGAAAAUGCCAAAAAUGUAUUUGUCAAAUACACAACCCCAUUUACAAAAAAGUUGGGACACUGUGCAAAAUGUAAAUAAAAACAAAA